Molecule: messenger RNA, 2394 nt
Organism: Rhododendron vialii
Lineage: Eukaryota; Viridiplantae; Streptophyta; Magnoliopsida; Ericales; Ericaceae
Product: cellulose synthase-like protein E6
Exons: 8
Coding region: 48-2258 (736 amino acids)
Biological process (GO): cellulose biosynthetic process; plant-type primary cell wall biogenesis
Cellular component (GO): plasma membrane; trans-Golgi network
Molecular function (GO): cellulose synthase (UDP-forming) activity; mannan synthase activity
Source: RefSeq, a predicted model, not a curated record
AAUGCUCUUUGUCCUUGAGUGUGUGGUGAGAGAGAGAGAGAGAGAGGAUGGGUGGAGAUGUUGGAGGAGAAGAGGCUGAAGCUGAACUGCCUCUGUUCGAAACAAAAGUGUCCAAGGGUAAACUUGCAUACAGGGUUUAUGCAGUCACGGUGUUGAUUGGGAUAUGCUCGAUAUGGGUAUAUCGGUCAAUGAACAUCCCAACAGCUGAAGAAGAGGGAAGAUGGGCUUGGAUUGGUAUGUUCAUGGCCGAGCUCUGGUUUGGUUUCUACUGGAUUAUUACUCAGUCUGCUCGUUGGAACGUUACCCAUCGUUUUACCUUCAAGGACAGGCUCAUAAACAGGUACGGGGACAAGUUACCGGCGGUGGACGUAUUCGUAUGCACGGCGGAUCCCACAAUGGAGCCUCCAACAAUGGUGAUCAGCACCGUCUUAUCGGUUAUGUCGUACAAUUACCCACCUGAUAAAUUGAGCGUUUACCUUUCCGAUGACGGCGGCUCGGAGUUCACUUUCUAUGCUCUCCUUGAGGCCUCUCGUUUCUCUAAGCAUUGGAUACCGUUUUGCAAGAAAUUCAGCGUGGAGCCCAGGUCCCCGGCAGCCUAUUUUGCUCAGAAUUCCAAACCAGAAGACCCAAAAGUUGCAAAAGAAUGGUUGGCUAUAAAGAAAUCAUAUGAAGAGAUGAAAUCCCGGAUAGAAUCAGCCAUUGAAAAGGGUAGUAUUUCAAAAGAUAUAGGGGAUCAACACAGAGGUUUUUCAGAAUGGAACUCAGAAGUGACGAAGCAAGAUCAUCAGUCCAUUGUACAGAUUUUAAUCGACAGGAGGAACCCGGAUGCAGUGGACGAUGAUGGACAUCAGUUGCCAACACUAGUUUAUGUGGCAAGAGAGAAGAGACCUCAUUUCCCUCAUAACUUCAAAGCUGGGUCCAUGAACUCACUGAUAAGAGUAUCCUCAGAAAUAAGCAAUGCGCCAAUUAUUCUUAAUGUGGACUGCGAUAUGUACUCAAAUAACUCAGAUGCAAUAAAAGAGGCACUCUGCUUUUUCAUGGAUAAAGAGAGAGGCCACAUGAUAUCGUAUGUGCAAUACCCGCAGAGUUAUGAUAACAUCACCAAGAAUGAUAUCUAUGCAAAUGUAGCCAGUGCAGUUCAUAAGAUUGAGCUUCGUGGCAUGGACGGAUGGGAUGGGGCCUUGUUCUGUGGCACAGGAUGCUUUCAUCGGAGAGAAAGCCUUUGUGGACUUAAGUUCUCCAAAAACUACAGAGGAGAAUUGAACAGUCUGUGCAAUGUAAUGAAAGACAGUUCUGUCCAUGAUAUGGAACAAGGAUCAAAAGUUCUUGCGAGUUGUAGCUAUGAGAAGGGCACACGAUGGGGAAAAGUGAUGGGAUUGGUGUACGGGUGUUUGGUGGAAGACAUCAUAACUGGAUUGACAAUCCAAUGCAGGGGAUGGAAACCAGUCUACUACAAUCCGGAAAGAGCGGCCUUUCUGGGUGUGGCUCCGAACACUUUAGAUAUAUCACUUGUCCAGCACAAGAGGUGGUGUGAAGGCAUGUUUCAUAUUUUCUUGUCCAAGUACUGCCCCUUCACAUAUGGUUAUGACAAGAUCAAACUGGGUGCCCAAAUGGGCUACUGUCUGUACCUUUUGUGGGCUCCUAACUCCAUCGCCUUGCUCUAUUAUCUUAUCAUCCCUUCUAUUUGCCUGCUCCAUGGCAUUCCUUUAUUUCCAGAGGUGUCAAGCCCAUGGUUCCUGCCUUUUGCAUAUGUAUAUGCAGCCAGGAAUGCUUGUAGCAUAGCCGAGGCCCUGGCAUGUGGAGACACACUCAAAGCAUGGUGGAACUCUCAACGGAUGUGGUAUUUUCGAAGGACGACUUCCUACCUUUUCGCCUUCAUCGACACCAUCACUAGGCAAUUGGGUUUCUCUCAAUCAGCAUUUUCCAUCACAGCUAAAGUGGUCGACGACGAUGUGUUGGAGAGGUACGAGGAAGGGACCAUGGAGUUUGGAACCUCAUCAGUCAUGUUCACAAUCAUAGCAACGUUGGCUUUGCUGAACUUUUUCGGCUUUACUGCGGGGAUUUUGAAAGUCAUUUGGGGUUAUGGUUUCGCCGAAGGCUUGACUGUGCAAAUUGGUCUUUGCUUGGUAGUGGUUAUCAUUAAUUUGCCGGUGUACCAAGCACUCUUCUUGAGGGAUGAUAACGGCCGGAUUCCGUCUUCGGUUAUGUUUAAGUCGCUUGUUCUGGCUUCAUUGGCAUGCCUGAUUCCUGUGUAUUGAGUGAGGCAGGUUGAGCAAAAGAAUGGUUAUAAGGAUGUCUGUAUUUUCAUGAUGAAUUUAAUGGACUUCUAAUAUCCGUGAUGACUCGUGAGGUUCGUUUAUGAUUUGAGGUUACGAUGAUUUUUUUCCUUUGAAA